UGGAACGCCCUGUAGCUGUCUCCAGCUUCCGGUAUAACCGCGUGACAGGACCGGAGAGAGCUCUCUGCUGCCCGGGGGGGAGAGGGGGGUGAGACCCGGAAGUGGCCCGGAGCGAGGACUUAACGAUUCCCAGGCCGGAGUUCAGUAUGAAAAGUAGAGAAGAUUGAGCUCCCAUUUACCAGCUGUUAAUGGUGCUGAGCCAGCCCAGAGUCCCGUUACUAUGAGUCUCCUGAAUACCAGGACCAGCUUAGACACAGGGGAUUCAGACGACGCCUGCUGUGGAGCCAUGGCGAAUGCUUGUUGUAUCAACUCGAAGGAGGACAUUGUCAGCACACCGGGCGGUACACCGGUUGGGAACCCAUUGAGUCUUGUGAUGGAAGAGGUGCAAGGAUAUGAUGUGGACUUUGAUCCUCCUCUCGAAAACAAAUACGAGUGUCCCAUCUGCCUGAUGGCUCUUCGGGAGGCUGUGCAGACUCCUUGCGGUCACCGAUUCUGUAAAGCUUGUAUUAUGAAGUCUUUAAGUGAUGCAGGCCACAAGUGCCCAGUCGACAAUGAGAUUCUACUAGAAACCCAACUUUUCCCAGAUAACUUUGCAAAGCGUGAAAUCCUGUCCCUAACGGUGAAAUGUCCAAGUGAUGGCUGCACUGCAAAGAUGGAACUGCGACACCUAGAGCAUCAUAAAAUGAAAUGUGAGUUUGCCACAGUGGACUGCAGGCAGUGCCAGAAACCCUUCCAAAAGUUCAACCUGGAUGCGCACAUGAAAAUGGAUUGCCCUAGGCGGCAAGUGUCCUGCACAAAUUGUGCCCAGCAAGUGCCAUAUGAGGACAUGAUGCAGCAUGAUCAGAACUGCCCUCUCGCUUAUGUGACCUGUGAAUAUUGCCAGGAGAAUCUCAUCCGAGAUCAGCUCCAUAAUCAUUGUGCUAUGGAUUGUGAAAUGGCCCCAAUUACCUGCACAUACAGUCAGUUUGGAUGUACAGCAAAGAUGCAGCGGAAUGAGCUGGCUCUUCACCUGCAGGAAUUCACCCAGGCUCAUAUGCAGAUGAUGGCACACACAGUGUUCAACAUCAGCAGCAGUCUUACCCCUACAAGCCCUCUAUCCAACCUCUCCUUUACAAACCUAGGAGCAUUUCAGCCUGGUCCUCCCUCUGUGCUUCCGGUCCAUUCAUCUCUUCUGUCACAUCAGCAUGACUGCAGCCAGGAGACACAGCACUUGAGGGAGACCAUCGACCAGCUGGAGGGGCGCUUGGUGAGACAGGAUCAUCAGAUUCGAGAACUAAUCGCCAAGAUGGAGACACAGACCAACUAUGUCACCGAACUUAAACAAACAAUACGGUCCCUGGAGGACAAAAUGGUAGAAGUAGAGGCUCAGCAUUGCAAUGGCAUCUUUGUAUGGAAGAUUGGUAAUUUCAGUACACACCUGAAAAACCAAGAGGAGGACAGACCAGUGGUAAUACACAGCCAAGGGUUUUACACUGGUAAGCCUGGAUACAAGCUCUGCUUAAGACUGCACCUUCAGCUUCCCAGUGCGCAACGCUGUUCCAAUUAUAUCUCCCUCUUUGUUCACACCAUGCAAGGGGAGUAUGACAGCCUCCUUCCUUGGCCUUUUCAGGGAACCAUACGUCUUUCUGUCCUUGACCAGUCCGAAGGCUCUGUUCGACAGGAUCAAGAGGAGGUGAUGGAAACUAAGCCAGACCUUUUGGCUUUCCAGAAGCCCACAAGUUUUCGCAACCCUAAGGGAUUCGGCUACGUCACUUUUAUGCACAUUCAAGCACUGAAGCAGCGGCAGUUUUUAAAAAAUGACACUCUUCUAGUACGCUGCUCUGUCAUCACACACACAGAAGCAAAUAGCCUGCGUAGGGAAGGAUUUAAUCCACGCAGUUCAGAUGGAACACUAUGAUCGCAGGGCUCCAAAGGAACCUAUAUUCUUGUAAAUGGUGUUAUGUUCUCAAUUUCUUUUAUUCUUUAAAGGGAUACUAAGUGCAUCAAAACAACUUGAGACUUUGUAAAGCAGAUUUAGUGUAUUGAUCAUGCCCGCAAAGUCCCCACUGUUCAAAUCUCUGCCAUUUCGAAGUUAAAUCACUUUUGUUUCUGUUUAUGCAUCCUCCCCUGGCUGUGACUGACACAGCCCACAUGAGAAAAAUGGUUUAGUUUACACUCAGAUGUUAACUUACUUUAGAAGUUUUUAUUUCCUGCUCUGUUAACUAUAUUUUACUCGCACACAGAGGGCCCCUGCAGGUUCUAGAAGGCUAUUAACAGAGGAUAAAAGAUUUUAGAUUAAACAAACCGUGCAAUACAGGAACCUAAAAUAUAUCUGUGCCUUUUUAGGAAGUGUUUCGGAAGCCUGUAUGGUCACAUGCAGAGAGGUGUAAACAAAAUGACUUACUCCUAAAUGGUAGAGAACAUAAUAGGAGAUGUAGUCAAAAGCAUUUGUACACGUUAUGAUGUUCAGACUAUAGUAUAAAACUUAAAUAAAAUUUGCAUUUAUUAUUCAA
Molecule: messenger RNA, 2492 nt
Organism: Pelobates fuscus (common spadefoot toad)
Lineage: Eukaryota; Metazoa; Chordata; Amphibia; Anura; Pelobatidae
Gene: TRAF6
Product: TNF receptor associated factor 6
Exons: 7
Coding region: 221-1897 (558 amino acids)
Biological process (GO): regulation of canonical NF-kappaB signal transduction; innate immune response; protein K63-linked ubiquitination
Molecular function (GO): ubiquitin protein ligase activity; tumor necrosis factor receptor binding; zinc ion binding
Source: RefSeq, a predicted model, not a curated record